AUGCGACUACCCCUCUUAGCUCAGCGUCGAAGUAUCUUUAUCAUCAUAUCAGUAUCAGCACUCUUUUUUCUGACCUGGCUCUCCCAACCCAAACACACUCAUAUAACGACUAUAAUCCAGGAUCCGAUCCCAUUCCAUUCCCAUUCCAGAUUACUUCCAUUCCGUUUCUGGAAUCACCGUUCCGUUUACCCAGAAAGGUACAAGGACAGUUCUUGUAUGAAAUGUCCUGGAAUUAGUGAUUUGAAGUAUGCAGCUGCUUCCUGGCAGUGGCUGCCGAUUGUGAAUGGAAGUGUGUAUAUUUAUGGAGCGUACUGGGACCCCAGGUUUGAAGAACCAUUGGUCAGGAUCCUGGUGUACUGUGAUGUCGUUCCGUUGCCUAAACUAUACUGUCAGUUGUGGUUCCCAAACGACAAUGAACCACAAACGGUGCUGGCGACCCCAGUAUACGGCUGGAAACCAGAGUGGGAUGGGCCUACCAUGGGGGUGAACGAGCCUUACAUUCUAACCUGCAGCUGUAGACGACAUCCCCCUGAGAAGGAGAUAGCCCCGGUCGCUGUGUCUGUGGUCACAGCUCCGUGCGGUGAUGCUACUAAUGUUUUAGAUAUUCAGAACGCGCCAUUCAACGUGGACAUUAACAAGAAAACAAGAUCAUACCGCAACGAUUCUUCUAUAGCAGUUUGUCUCAAAUGGCUCCACUACCGGAAUGAUAUAUCCGGACGUCUAGUGGAGUGGCUACAGCUUAUCAAGCAGUUUGAAGUUAAUAAAGUCUACAUAUACAUCCUCAGGAUACACCAAAACAUACGAAAAGUCUUAAAGUACUACGUAGAACAAGGUUUUGUAGUAGUCACAGAGAUCGACCACCCGCCACAAAUCUCUGGGCUGCAGCAAUCAAAAAGUGACCGAGACUUUCGAGACUUGAGGAGGGAACUUCUACCUCUGAACGACUGUCUCUAUAGGAACAUCUUGCGCCACGCCUGGUUGCUAUCCAUAGACUUGGAUGAGAUUAUUGUACCUCCUCCAAAUGAAACAUUGUCUUCAAUGAUCGAGGCACAAAUAGCCAAUAGGUCUGGUAGAGCAUUUGAUGCUCUGGUCUUUAGAAACUUCUUCGUGUUGGAUGGAGCUCAGAAAGAUUUGGCAGGACCUUCUAAAGCACGUAUACUGUCGCACACUUGGCGGGCUAUUGUGCCUAGUCCAGCUGGAUAUAUGAUCAAGUCGUUUGCCAACACAUCAUCUGUAAUAGCUAUGCACAACCACUUGCCCAUAUCGUGUCACACACCAUGUUCCUUCAGCGAUGUGCCUCCGGAAGGUCCAGGUAGACUUCUACACUUCAGAGAAAAAUGUUCUUACGAUACUAAAGACUGUCCUGAACUACAUGAUGUAAUUAAAGAAGAUAAUCUUGCAAGUUGGCGUGUAACUGUUUUAAAAGAGAUUACACAUAUUUUGCGGAUCUUAGAUUUGGAGCCGUUGGAGUAA
Spodoptera littoralis (African cotton leafworm) is the source of this 1473-nucleotide messenger RNA. Lineage: Eukaryota; Metazoa; Arthropoda; Insecta; Lepidoptera; Noctuidae. The record is from the annotation of a GenBank genome assembly.